UUGAGCAGUCUUUGUUUCGGAAACGCCUUGAGACUAAGCCAACAUGAAGGUAGUUCUGUUCUUCGCCAUACUUUGCGUCGUCGCCUACGCCGAUCACGAGGAAGGCCACAACGAAGAGCAGCACGAAGGCCACCAUGGGAACCACACUGAGGGCCAAGGGGACCACGCGCAUCAUCAUGCACCCCACCAUGGGCACCAUCAUGGGCACCAUGCAUCUGUCUGCAACCUGCCAGAGGACUCGAUUGCUGCUGUGGCGGAUUGCGUGCAACAAAACGUCACCCAGGAGGUCCUGCAAAAGCUGAACCAAGUGAGCGCGAGUGUUGAGUGCGAGACCAUCCUCUGUGGAAUCAAGAAGAUUUGUGAGAGAGACGGUACCCUGGAAAACAACCGAACCGACGUUUUCACGGCUGAGCAGAACCAGGAGCUCCGUGUAGCCUUCUAUGGCUGUCGGCCCCAGCAAGUGGUCACCAGUGAAGCACCUCAGCAGGUCAGCGAAGUCACACCUGAAGCCUAAAUUCUGUAAAUAACGUUGAAAGAACACGUGUUUAGUUAAAGCUCAAAUAAAUACGAGAACGCGCAUCCCAUGCGUUUUGUAA
This is a messenger RNA of Dermacentor andersoni, 596 nucleotides long. RefSeq lists its product as uncharacterized. NCBI's taxonomy places the organism in Eukaryota, Metazoa, Arthropoda, Arachnida, Ixodida, Ixodidae. The record is from RefSeq and is a predicted model, not a curated record.